Columba livia (rock pigeon) is the source of this 8117-nucleotide messenger RNA. It is a transcript of the gene BAZ2B, whose product is annotated as bromodomain adjacent to zinc finger domain 2B. The coding region runs from base 354 to 6818 and encodes 2154 amino acids. The record is from RefSeq and is a predicted model, not a curated record. Gene Ontology annotation, molecular function: protein binding; DNA binding. Gene Ontology annotation, cellular component: chromatin. Lineage: Eukaryota; Metazoa; Chordata; Aves; Columbiformes; Columbidae. The transcript is spliced from 37 exons.
GUGGAACACGCAGGGAGGCUGUGCUGGAUCUGAGGUGUUUCCUCCAGUGCAGUUUGUAAACGCUCGCUUGAAUUUUGUUUUCGGGGUAGCUCUUGACAGCAGACAUCUGGUGACCUUUGGGCUCGGCAGAGGUGGGGCACGGUAGCUCGUGUUCUUCCUUCUUGCCUGAAAGAGAGAAGAAAACAAGAGCAAAGCCCCGGCUGUUGUUUUGGAGUGCUGUCACUGCUCGGUAGCGACAGGAUAAUGGCUCCUUGUGAAUAAGCUGCGCUGCACAGUGUGUCAGUAACACUGGGAUGUCAGUUUGCACCUGUCUGGUUUUGUGGAUGAAGUCAGCGAGGAUAGUCUGACGUGAUAUGGAGUCCGCAGAGCGGUUGGCGUCACCACCGGUCUCCUCCGCGGCAGCCGUUUCCACUCCAGCGCCUUCUGCCCCGCCGGUGGCUUCAGCCGUGGCGAAAGGCGGCCUGUCCUCUGGGGCUGCGGCACUGAGCGCCGCCAUCAGCUCGUGUGAAUGGUGGCGAGCAGCGGACACGCACUCUCGUCCUGGGGCAGCGUUUUUCCCACCGCUCCUGGGAAUUCCACCGCUGUUUGCACCUCCUGCGCAGAAUCACGAUCCUGCCUCGUUCCACUCCAGAGCCGCAGGAAAGAGUAGUCGGAGCAGUACAGAGAAAGGUAUAAAUGGGUCGCUGAACGGGAGCAGCACCGCUGCAGUGUCUGCUGUCGGCACAUCUGUUCUGUCCACCAGCAUUGCAACAUCUGCAGGACCGGUGAAAGCUGUAGCCGCAGGAGCAGGAGGCCGCAAAUACAACCAGGAGCAAAGCAAAGUCCAGCUCUUGGAUGCCAGAGCUGACAAAAUCAAAGAUAAGAAGCCCAGAAAAAAGGCAGUGGAAAGCUCUAGUAACAGCGACAGCGAUUCGGGCUCCUCGUCAGACACCUCGAGCGAAGGCAUAAGCAGCAGUGACUCCGAGGAUCUGGAGGAGGAUGAGGAGGAGGACCCGAGCGCUGAGGAGAGUGAGGAUGAUGAAUCUGACUCUGAAAACGAAGCACAUCACAAAACCAAGAACAAGGUGCUAAUGCAUAGUGGCGUAACUGAUGCGAAAACUGAUGGCCAGAAACCCCAUGAAAAGUCCCAAGAGAAGAGAACACACCAGCAGAUACCUCUUGUGUCUGAUCCCCAGAGCCCCUCGCCGUUCCAGUCCCAGCAGAAGCAGCCUCAGGUUUUGUCACAGCAGCUUCCCUUUAUUUUCCAAAGCUCUCAGGCAAAGGAGGAAUCUGUGAACAAACACACAAGUGUAAUACAGUCUACGGGACUGGUUCCCAAUGUGAAACCUUUGUCCUUGGUACAUCAAGCCAAAAAGGAAACCUAUUUAAAACUCAUAGUUCCUUCCCCUGAUCUACUCAAAGCAGGGAGUAAAAAUACCUCUGAAGAGUCUGUCUCUGUGACCAGCGAUGUGAGAUCAAGACGGGAACAAUAUAAACAGACAUUCCCAGCAGCACAGCUAAAGAAACAGGAAUCGUCUAAGAACCUGAAGAAGGUUAUUGCGGCUUUGUCAAGCCCCAAACCAACGUCCAGUUCACCAGCUCAUCAAAAACUCACAUCCUUGGAAAACAACCAUUCCAAUCCAUUCCUGACAAAUGCACUUUUAGGUAAUCACCACCCCAAUGGAGUUAUUCAGAGCGUCAUCCAGGAGGCUCCUCUUGCACUUACUACGAAACUGAAGCCCCAGACCAAGACCAGUGACAGUGUAGCCAUCUCCAGUAGCGCCCCCUUUUCCGUGCCAGUGAGCCUGAGCGCAGCUGGGAAAAAGCCAGCUGGUACCCGGACACCUGGUGUGCCCUCUACCUCUCCUGUGUUACCCGGCUCAGGAAAGGAGAAACCCGUCAGCAAUAACGCAGGAAAUGCAGUAAAAACCCAACACCGCCUUCACUCUGCAAAGCUGGUGGUGGAGCAGUUCCGAGGGCUGGACUCGGAUGCCCCCAGCAGCAAGGACUCUGAUGACUCAAAUGACGAUGAUGAUGACGAUGAAGACGAAGAUGAGGAUGACGAAGAUGAUGAUUCUGAUGAUACCCAAUCAGAAUCUGACAGUAAUUCUGAGUCAGAUACAGAAGGGUCUGAGGAUGAAGAUGAUGAAGAUGAUAAAGAUCAAGAUGAAUCAGAUACAGACACUGAGGGAGAAAAAUCUCUGCUGAAAGUGAAUAAGACUCCGUCGUCUGUGAAGAGCUCUUGCAUUGGUCCUGCAGCUCACUCCACCCCGCUUAAUCUCCAAGUAGCAAAGACCCCGAGCUCUGCACCAGCUGCCUUAUGUCCCGAGAGCCAGCCCGUGGUUUUUCUUGGGACAGCACCGUCUGCCCUCGGAACAAGCGCACACUGUGGUGUUUCAAAAAGACGAAGAGUGGCAGAUGAACGCGAGCUGCGUGUCCCUCUGGAGUGCGGCUGGCAAAGAGAAACCCGAAUAAGAAACUUUGGUGGUCGUCUUCAAGGAGAAGUAGCUUAUUUUGCACCUUGUGGAAAGAAGCUGAGACAGUAUCCUGAAGUGGUAAAGUACCUCAGCAGAAAUGGAAUAAUGGAUAUCUCAAGGGACAAUUUCAGCUUCAGUGCAAAAAUAGGAGUGGGUGACUUCUAUGAAGCCAGAGAUGGACCGCAGGGCGUGCAGUGGUGCCUGCUGCGGGAGGAGGAGGUGGUGCCGCGGCUGCGGGCCAUGGAGGCGCGGCGGGGGCGGCCGCCCAACCCCGACCGGCCGCUGUCCCGCGACGAGACGCGCGUGCGGCGGCGCAAGGGCCGGCCCCCCAACGUCGGGGGCUCCGAGUUCCUGGACGGCGCUGACGCGAAGCUGCUGCGGAAGCUCCAGGCUCAAGAAAUAGCGAGGCAAGCAGCACAAAUAAAGCUGCUGAGGAAACUCCAGAAGCAGGAACAAGCUCGAGCUGCCAAAGAGGCGAAAAAACAGCAAGCUAUUAUGGCAGCUGAAGAAAAGCGAAAGCAAAAGGAGCAGAUAAAGAUGAUGAAGCAGCAGGAAAAAAUCAAGCGAAUCCAGCAAAUCAGAAUGGAGAAAGAACUUCGAGCUCAGCAAAUUUUAGAGGCAAAAAAGAAAAAGAAGGAAGAAGCAGCAAAUGCCAAAUUAUUGGAGGCCGAAAAGCGAAUAAAGGAGAAGGAGAUGCGAAGGCAGCAAGCCGUUCUGCUGAAGCACCAGGAGUUGGAGAGGCAUAGACUAGAUAUGGUAUGGGAACGAGAAAGGAGAAGGCAACACAUGAUGCUUAUGAAGGCCAUGGAAGCACGGAAAAAAGCAGAAGAAAAAGAACGGUUAAAACAAGAGAAACGCGAUGAAAAAAGAUUAAAUAAAGAACGUAAACUGGAACAGCGAAGACUGGAAUUAGAAAUGGCAAAGGAGCUAAAGAAGCCUAAUGAAGAUAUGUGCUUAGCGGACCAGAAGCCUCUGCCCGAGCUGCCUCGCAUCCCAGGCCUCGUUCUUGGGGGCAGCACGUUCUCAGACUGUCUCAUGGUAGUGCAGUUCCUGCGGAACUUUGGCAAAGUUCUUGGCUUUGAUGUGAACGUGGAUGUCCCUUCCCUGAGCGUCCUUCAGGAGGGUUUGCUGAACGUAGGGGACAGCAUGGGAGAAGUACAGGACUUACUGGUAAAGCUCGUCUCUGCAGCUGUCUGUGAUCCAGGACUCGUUACAGGAUACAAGGCUAAAACUAUUCUUGGGGAGCACUUACUGAAUGUUGGUAUCAAUCGCGAUAACGUGUCCGAGAUUCUGCAGAUCUUCAUGGAGGCUCACUGUGGGCAGACGGAGCUCACGGAGAGCCUGAAGACAAAAGCUUUCCAGGCACACACUCCAGCUCAGAAAGCGUCAGUACUCGCUCUUCUUGUCAACGAGUUAGCGUGCAGCAAGAGCGUAGUAAGUGAAAUUGAUAAAAACAUUGACUAUAUGUCAAACUUAAGGAGAGAUAAAUGGAUGGUUGAAGGCAAACUUCGGAAGCUGAGGAUCAUCCACGCCAAGAAAACGGGCAGGAGGGACGCGGCGGGCGGCGGCGAGGAGCAGCACGCGCUGGAGGCGCCCGCCCCGGGCCGCAGGCGCCGGAGGAAGGGGGACAGCGACUACGACGAUGAUGACGACGACGACAGCGAUGACCAGGCAGAUGAGGAUGAGGAGGAUGAGGAGGACAAGGAAGAGAAAAAGGGAAAGAAGGCAGAAGUUUGCGAGGAUGAGGAUGAUGGGGACCAGACAGCGAGUGUCGAUGAGCUAGAGAAGCAGAUUGAAAAACUGACAAAGCAACAGAGCCAGUACAGGAAGAAGUUAUUUGAAGCGUCGCACUGUUUGCGUUCCAUGAUGUUUGGUCAAGAUCGUUACAGACGCCGGUACUGGAUCCUGCCCCAGUGUGGUGGCGUUUUUGUGGAGGGCAUGGAAAGCGGCGAAGGCCUAGAAGAAAUUGCAAAAGAAAAAGAGAAGUUAAAAAAAGUAGAAACCAUGCACAUCAAAGAAGAAGAAUUUGAGACAGAAGAAAAAUUACACUGUUCAAAUACAACUCACUGUGAGCAAAAGGAAGAUCUGAAAGAAAAGGACAACACUAAUUUAUUUUUACAAAAGCCUGGGUCGUUUUCAAAACUAAGCAAACUGUUAGAGGUAGCGAAAAUGCCGCCCGAAUCGGACGUGGUGCCCGCGAAGCCCAACGGCAGCGCGGCGAACGGCUGCGCCCUGGCGUACCCGAGCAACUCCAAGCCGUCUCUGUGCAGCCUCCCGCCCGCCGCGGCACAGGGCGCCGCCGAGAAGCCCGAUUCCAGUAACCCUUUCGGCCCCAGUGCCAGCGGGCCGGGAAAGUUUUACAGCGCUCCGCUAGUUCCAAACGAUCAGUUGUUGAAGACUCUGACUGAGAAGAGCAGACAGUGGUUCAGCCUCCUACCGAGAACGCCCUGCGAUGACCUGUCAGUGACCCACGUAGACGCACCCGCUAGCGCGGCGGCACUGACGCCGUCGCAGCCCCUGCCGAAGUCGCCGUCGCCUGCCCCGUCCCCUCAGCGGGGCGCGGCCCCCGCGCAGAGCCCGGUGCCGCUGGGCCCCUUCGCGCUGUCACCGCUGCAGCAGAUGAAGACUGGCCUGCCUGUAAUGGGACUUCAGUUUUGUGGAUGGCCUACAGGAGUUCUUGCGUCAAACGUUCCAUUUUCAUCUCCCUUACCUGCCCUUGGGUCGGGGUUGGCGUUGUCAGAAGUCAAUGGGAACUCGUUCUUGGCCUCUAGCGCUCCUGCGAGUAAAAGCGAAUCACCAGCACUACAGAGUGAGAAAACAGCCUCUGCCCCUCCUGCAGCAGCCGAAGUAGCCAAGCCGGUGGAUUAUCCCCACCCAAAACCUAUACCAGAAGAAAUGCAGUACGGGUGGUGGAGGAUUACUGAUCUGGAGGACCUAAAGUCUUUGCUCAAAGUGCUGCAUCUCAGGGGAAUAAGAGAAAAGGCCUUACAAAAGCAAAUACAGAAACACAUGGAUUAUAUCACUCUGGCUUGCAUAAAAAACAAGGAUGUUGCAAUUAUUGAUAUCAAUGAAAAUGAAGAUAACCAGGUAACUCGAGAUGUUGUGGAAAACUGGUCAGUAGAAGAACAAGCAAUGGAGGUGGAUCUUGCCAUUCUUCAGCAGGUGGAAGAUCUAGAGAGGAGAGUUGCAUCAGCUAGUUUACAAGUUAAGGGUUGGCUGUGUCCUGAGCCUGCGUCAGAGAGAGACGACUUGGUAUAUCGCGAGCAUAAGUCAAUUACUAGAUUGCACAAGAAGCACGAUGGCGAUUGUGCUGGAGGCGGAGAAGGCAGUGCCAGCUCUCUAGAGCGGAGGAGUGACAACCCUCUAGAUAUAGCUGUAACCAGGCUGGCUGACUUGGAGCGGAACAUAGAGCGAAGGUAUCUGAAGAGCCCCUUAAGUACCACCAUUCAGAUCAAACUGGAUAAUGUGGGCACAGUUACUGUCCCUGCUCCUGCACCAUCCGUUAGUGGUGAUGGUGACGGAGCCGAGGAGGACCUGGCUCCGGGGCUGCGCGUGUGGAGGAGGGCGCUGUCAGAGGCGCGCAGCGCCGCGCAGCUGGCGCUGUGCAUCCAGCAGCUGCAGAAGGCGAUAGCGUGGGAAAAGUCCAUUAUGAAAGUUUACUGCCAAAUUUGUCGGAAGGGAGAUAACGAGGAGCUGCUGCUCCUUUGUGACGGCUGCGACAAGGGCUGUCACACCUACUGCCACCGGCCCAGGAUCAGCACCAUUCCGGACGGGGACUGGUUCUGUCCCGCCUGCAUAGCGAAGGCAAGUGGUCAGACUCUGAAAAUAAAAAAACUUCAAAUCAAAGGGAAAAAAAGCAACGAACAAAAGAGAAGCAGGAAAUUAGCAGGUGAUACAGAGGAUGAAGACUCUGCAACCACGAGCGCCUCCUUGAAAAGAGGAAAAACAGACCCUAAAAAACGAAAAAUGGAUGAAAAUGUUUCUGUAAGCCAGAUAAAGCAAGAAAAUUUCACAGCUGUUAAAAAACCCCGAAGAGAUGACUCCAAGGACUUGGCUAUAUGCAGCAUGAUUCUCUCGGAAUUGGAAACGCAUGAAGAUGCCUGGCCUUUCCUACUGCCUGUAAACUUGAAACUUGUUCCUGGUUAUAAGAAAGUUAUUAAAAAACCUAUGGACUUCUCCACCAUUAGAGACAAGCUAAGUAGUGGACAGUAUCCUAAUCUGGAAGCGUUUUCGCUGGAUGUCAGGCUUGUUUUUGACAACUGCGAAACCUUCAACGAAGACGACUCGGACAUCGGCAGGGCCGGGCACAGCAUGCGGAGGUACUUCGAGAGGAAAUGGACGGAGGUUCUCAAAGUGAGCUGAAGUCACCGGGCUCUUCUGUCUGUCUUUUCUGUCGUUGGACGAGGACUGAUGAGACCAGCGACGUGAACUGCAUUUCCAUGGAAGCGCGAGGCACGCGCGUGACCGGUGACUGUUCUUUCCUGUAAAGCGUCACAGAGUUGUGAUACUCGUUCGAAAGGCUUCACUCCUACAGCAGCCGUGGCCCCUUGGUUAUGGGUUUGUGUGUUUUAACAAACUAAUUUAGGUAGAACAGGGAAGCACACCCAAAGAAUUUCAAAGAAAGGGGUGUUAUAGUGCAAUAGCAAUUUAAAAUAUAUCAAAACGCACUGAAUAUUCAACCACCAGAGCUCUACUUGGGGAAAUGGUUCACUUUUCCCUUUCAAUAAAUAUCUAUUUUUCAUUUUUUUACUUUGUAGUUCAUUUUUUAGUGAAUGUAUUUAAUUUUAUGAAUUAUUUAUGAUUAUACAGCAUUCAGAAUCUUCGUUUUCUGUGAAAAGGAAGAAUUAGAAAAUUGCUUUAAAUCUUGAAAAUACAACAAGGAAUGUUUUAAAAUAUAAAACAAAGCCAAGUAAAACUGUUUACACUGAUGUGCUGUAAAAGCACUAAAAAUUGAACUUUACUGUAGAGUUACAAGUACGUUUAUAUAUAUAUGUUGCUGCAUCACUUGUGUAGUUAAAUUGUAUUUCAAGACAGUGAAGAAAAAUUGAGACAUGUAUAUACUGUUCAUUAUUGUUUAUAUUAAGUCUUGUUUUAAAUAUGUAUGAUGUGUACAUAUUGUUUGCAGACAUUAUUGUUUAUGCCUUAGGAGGGCGGUAGCAUUUUAUUUUAGUCUUAAGGUAAUUAUAGCUCUAUGGCUUGUACAGUAAUUAUCCUCUACCGACACUGUGGAGUCUCCUUAAUCUUGGUAGUGCCUGCCUUCAAAACAGGGUGUAGGGGAUAUUAGUUUUCCAUUUUUCUAUUUUGUUAUAUAAUUUCAAGCCACCACGGCCUCAAAUUCAAGUAUAAUCAUUUGUAUCCAUGUGGAAGAAAAUUGUGACAAUUUCCUACGCACACAGUAUUUUUUCAUAGAGACAUUUCCCUCCAUUUGCCUUGCCACAGGAAUAACGACCCCGUUCGUAACCACUGUGUUUCCCUGCUGUGUGUUGUGGUGGCCUGCUGGGGCAGAUAGAUCAGAUUCUUUUUGUACUGAUGUAAGAGUACUUGAAGUUUUAUUUAAAGGAAAUGUUGUGGAAAGGUAGCAUUCUUUUCCUUUGCCUUUUUAGGAGUGUUAUUUUUCACUAGUAUGUGUGGCACGGAUACAAUAAAAGACUGUUUUGCAAA